GGCAUGGAGGAGAUGGAAGGUGAUGGGAAAACUAAAAAAGACAACGCAUGGGUCAGAUCUGAUCAUUCCACUGCAACUGCAACAGAUUCCAAACAUUUUGCUGCGGCCUUUAAGAAUGACCGGACCUCUGUCUCCUUUUGUUUCCUCGGGUUUUUAUUCGCUGUGUCCCGGCCACACCUGACUUCUUUCUCUCCCUUGAGUAUUCCAAGCUCAGUGCCACACCAGGCCCUUUGUCCCUACUUCUCUUUCUGGAACUCUUCCCACGUUUUUGGUGUAGUGUCUCCAUAGUUCAAAUAGUUUAAGAGAGAGGGUUACCCUCCCUUCAUGUUUUCCUUAAACUUUUCACUUUCUUCAUAACUGUACUAAGUUUAAUUUCAAACAUUUGUUAUGUUUUUAAAUCUGAUUCCACUAGAAUAUAGUGUCCAGCAGCAUGUCCAUCUGGUUUACUGCUAUAUGUUCAACAUCUAUAAUAGUGCCUGGUACAUAGUAGGUGGUACUCAGUAAAUAUUUGUUGAAUUAACGAAGGAAUGAGUGGAAGGUAACUGGAGGUUAAAAGAUUCAUAGAACUAGUUACAUGUAUCAAUAAGUAAUAGUAACUUUUUAUAAUAUAUGUACUAUUUUUAUUUUUCAGGAUUAAUUGGAAUUAAUUGGAUUAAAUGUCAGGUUUAGGCCCCACAGCCCCUGAGCAACAGGCAGAUGAGAUGGAAAAGGAAUUAAAGUCACCCGAUCCAAGGCCUGAUGCCCCUCCUGACUACAAUUCCCAUUUUGUGCAAGGACCCCCUGGAGUAGCUGUCCCUCCUCUUGCAGGCUACCCAGGAGGCUUGCCUAUGGCAUAUUAUGGUCUGCAGCAGCCCAGGGCCUUCCCCUACUGCCAGCCAAUCUGUGGUACUCAUCCCAUCCAGUACCAGCCUGGCAAAUAUCCAGUGUCAAGCCAGCCUGCUCCAAUAACGUGGAUGCCAGGGACAACUCUUGUGCCCAACUGCCCUCCUGGUCUGGAAUACUUAACCCAGCUGGACAACAUACAUGUUCUUCAGCAUUUUGAACCUCUGGAAAUGAUAACACGUUUUGAAUGUAAUAAUAAAUAUGAUGUUAAAAACAGCCUGGACCAGAUGGUUUACACGGUAACUGAAGACACCGGGGACUUCAUCAGGAACGCGUACCGGACGCUGCGGCCCUUUGUGCUCCGGGUCACUGACUGUGCGGGCCGAGAGGUCAUGAAGCUGCAGAGGCCCUUCAGAUGCACCUGCUGUUGCCUCUGCUGUGCCUCCACCAGGCAGGAGCUGGAGGUGCAGUGUCCCCCCGGCGUGACCAUCGGCUUCGUCCGCGACCACUGGAACCUGUGCCGCGCCGUCUACAGCAUCCAGGACGCGAGGAGGGAGGCCGCGCUGCGGGUGCGGGGGCCCUGCUCCACCUACGGCUGCGGCGCGGACUCCGUGUUCCAGGUGACGUCCCUGGACGGUGCCUCCAGCGUCGGCAGCAUCAUUAGGAAGUGGAACGGUUUGAUGUCAGCCAUGGGCCAGGCUGACCACUUCGACAUUCGCUUCCCCUUGGACCUGGAUGUGAAGAUGAAAGCUAUGAUUUUUGGAGCUUGCUUCCUCAUUGACUUCAUGUAUUUUGAAAGAUCUCCACACCAAAAUAGAAGAUAGACACUGCAAAUCAGCAAUUACGGUUUUUAAAAAAAUGUAGAAAAGCUGGGUUGGAGUUACAGUCAACCCUCAAUUAUUUGCAGAUGUAUUUAUCUGCUUUUGCAGACUGCUUUUAUUUGGUGUUAGCCUUGACAGGUAGCCUGAGAGUGUAAGAACACAAUCUGAUGUGUGUUUCAAUUGAGUAUCUGUCUCAUCUGUGUGGUAGACGAAUUCAUCCUGAAAAAGCUAUGACUCAUUAACCAAGUAAAUGUAUAUAUGAGGAGGUUGAAAACACUUUAAUAUGAGAUGGGGGAAGUGAACCCCAGAGCCCUCACAUUAAUAGGUAACACUGUUCAUCAGCAUGUCCUCUCACCAAAGACAACUUUGAUCCGAGGUGGAAAGGAUGACACUCUUCAUCUUUAAAAAGAAAAAGAAAGGCAGACAGAAAUAUUUUAUCUUACUGUACAAGGAGCAUUUUACUUGUGCACAUGUAUCAAAGCCUCAUUUUGCAAAAUUUACAGAUGUUUCAAUGGAAAAUUUGAUUUUAUUAUAAAAAUUUUUAUCGUAAGGUUUAUGUUUCCCAUGCCUGUUCCCUCGUUUGCAUGGACAGUCAGCAGCUGUCACACAUAUGAAGACCAGGUCGGACACUCAGGAAAGAAGGGGACCAGGGCCACAGCCACUCUCGAGCUCUUAGCAACUUAGAGGCAUCAGUGCCCUUAUAAAAGCUUGCGUUUAAUACAUCUAACCACUCUUGGUCACAGAUGCCUUAUAUAUAAAAUAUUUUUGUCCAAAUUUCUAAGAUUGCCUAUUGAACCUUCGUAUCUCCUUUGAUGUAACACAGAAGAUACAAGUUUUUUUCUUUUUAGAAGAUCCCUAUAAAAAGGGGGAGGCAUCUAUAAUACUUUCAACAAUAAAGAUAAAUUAAAAAAAAAAAAAAGAUCCCUGAUAAUCACUGUGCUGUUUUAUUGGCAGGAGUUGGAGUUUUGUUUUCAAAUUUUAAAAUGUGACAGUCUGUGUAGCACUUUGUAAAAGCAAGGACUAUGAAUUCUGACUCUGCUUACUAU
This is a messenger RNA of Miniopterus natalensis, 2689 nucleotides long. The record is from RefSeq and is a predicted model, not a curated record. NCBI's taxonomy places the organism in Eukaryota, Metazoa, Chordata, Mammalia, Chiroptera, Miniopteridae.